ACUAGUAGAGAUUAAUAUACACGUGACCUUUGUUUUUCCUGCAUAAUCAACGAACAGGAUUGAUUUAGUCGAGUAGACUGGUCAGACCUUGCUUGUUGACCUAAGCUCAUCUGCAGUCUGCAGAUCUUCGAACGGCGAAGCCACCACCGUGAGACGAGUUGCGAUUUUUCUGCGGAGCGUAACCCCGUUAUAUCGUGUCAGAGCUCUUCCAGAGCCACAAGACGCUCCUUAGCACCUUCAUCACUACCCCUUACUCGCUUUCCAACGGGAUACCAGAUUCCCCGCCUAUUUCUUGCAGCAAUUGAAACAUGUCGAAUCUUCCUCCCCGACCCCCGACUCUCCCUUCUUAUUCAUAUCAACCCAAGCCUCGACAGACAGCAAUCCUCUUCCUGCUAUGCGCUCUCGAGCCGGUUCGGUAAACACAGUUUCUUCUCUUCGAACAGGGACUCAGGCUGGAUCAAUCCGCCGUUUUGGUGACGCAUCUCCUCCGGAGAUGCCAUCGAAGACCCCAUCCCACUCUCGUUCACGCAGUGGGGCGACAGCGAGUCACGCUGGUGGUAUACAGCCUCCGGCCGCUUUCUUUCGUACCGCCCCCUCCACCCCUUCGAAGUCCAGUCCUCACAGAAAUAUGCCUUUCAGACCAACGAAACACUCGCGCACCCCUACAAGAUCUGCUAUACCGGUGCCACGUCGAGGCGCGACUCAUGAUUCUCGACAUGGGACUGAUGCAUCUGAUCUUGAGUUCACAUCCCGAUCAUCUGGGGAGCACGACCGUGCUCCAUUCGUACCGAUAGGUCUCUUAAGUGCUACUCACUCAGAUUCCCCAGCUACAGCAGAGCAAACUACAGCUCAUGUGUUUAAUGAUUCAAGUUUUAGCACGAGUCAGGCAGCAGAUGCAUCUUUUGGCACUACCGGGCCUGGGCCUCUUUCAUAUCGUUCGAAACCCAGUAGGGAUCCCCUUCUGCCGACACUGAAUGAUCAGCCUGUCCCUGUGCGUGGAACCAAGCCCCGAGGCAGUAUCGAUCAGGUUUUCCAACGGCAAAGCCUGGAGACAAAUCGUUCCAGUUUCGAUGUUGAAAAGGGUGCGGGUUCGCCGAUACCUAUGACGGAGCUUGUUAAGGAAGGCCCGUCAAACCGUAGCGAUGGUCCCAUCCCAGUUGUUCCGCACUCACCCGCUGGGACAAGUGGCCCCGACACGCAUCGAAGAAGCUACGUUGGACCCAGACGAGCCAUGUCCCCCAACAGUCCGCCCCAUGCCGCGAGUGGUUUCAGCCAUUCAUCAAUUUCGCGACCUGCGCACAUGUCUCAGCCAUCAUCCCGCCAUCUCUUUUAUCCUCGUUCAAUUACUCCCCAUGGCCACCCUCCGGAAGCCAAGAUGCCUACACGUCCUGUGCUUGAUUCCAAAACUGGCCGUCCAGUCCGGAAUUAUUCACGUCAUCCAGGAGCCAACGUUUUCUGUUUCAAUGGCCGGAUGCUGACAGGAGGAGAUUCUCCGCUUCCAUUCAUCGGCACACUUAUCUUUGUAUUUGGAUUGGCAGGGGUGUGGUUUGGAUGUGUGGCGCCUUGGUGGUGGCACCAUGUCAGCCCUGCAGUGCCGGUUAUAGCAGGCUACCUGACUCUGGUUUCGAUAUCGAGUCUAGUGAUAACGGCAACGAAAGAUCCUGGUAUCUUGCCUCGUAACCUAGAUCCUGAUCCACCAUAUACAACGUCUUCCCAAGUCAGUGAAAACACUCCUGCUGUUCCGAUGCCUCGGGAUAUCCAAGUAAGGGCGGGUAUUGCUCGGGUCAAGUGGUGUCAGACUUGCAGGAUGUAUCGUCCCCCUCGGUCAAGUCAUUGCAAGAUGUGCGACAAUUGUGUAGAUGGUUGCGACCAUCAUUGCCAAUGGGUCAACAAUUGCGUGGGAAGACGCAACUACACCCAUUUCUUCACUCUUAUCAUCGCGAUGUCCGUUACCGAUAUUUACAUUGUUGUGACCUCUGCGCUGCAACUGUAUUUCCUCAGCAAAUGGGAUCACCUUAGGUUCCGACGGUGUUAUCGCACGCACCCGGAACUGCCGUAGCCUUCUCGAUGUCAGUUGUUGCAGCCUGGCCUGUACUUGCCCUGUUGUUUUAUCACGUUCGACUCGUUUUCCUUAACAUCACUACCAUUGAGCAAGUGCGAAGCAAAGCGCAUGCUUUCGUCACGCCAGGCGAGGCCCCACGAAAUCCCUUCACCCUCGGGAGUUGGAGAAGGAACGUGGCAUGGGUCUUCUGCCAUCCCUCCGGAUUCUCAUGGAUCGAGCCGUCAGCAUAUGCCGAGGAAGACUCAAGAGUUGUCAAUCCUGGGUCUUUGCCUGGAUGGAGAUACCCUGAGAAGGAAAUCGAUGAGACGAACGAAACGGAGGAAAGCAAUAUUGUGGAUGGGAGAGGCCCAAGGGUGGAUACCUAUGUCUAACCCAGACGCUGUUGAUGAAGAUGGACGAGGGGUUUGCUCUUCACAGUACCUUUCUC
Molecule: messenger RNA, 2489 nt
Organism: Cantharellus anzutake
Lineage: Eukaryota; Fungi; Basidiomycota; Agaricomycetes; Cantharellales; Hydnaceae
Product: DHHC palmitoyltransferase-domain-containing protein
Exons: 7
Coding region: 395-2059 (554 amino acids)
Biological process (GO): protein targeting to membrane; peptidyl-L-cysteine S-palmitoylation
Cellular component (GO): Golgi apparatus; endoplasmic reticulum
Molecular function (GO): protein-cysteine S-palmitoyltransferase activity
Source: RefSeq, a predicted model, not a curated record